CGCACAGCAGGGGUCGUAACGCACCAUGUUUUACACAUAUCUUCCAGAUGCUGGCACUGAUGCAGAUGCCGUAACCAUAUCCAACAUUUCCUAGCUCUUGUAUCAAUACCCAGAUCACCAAACGAUGCUCAGCAAUGAGCUACCAGACGUGGCAUGCUCGGACAGAGUCAUCGAGGACCGUUUGCUGGUGGGAAAGCCCUUUCUACCUAGCAUUAUCAAUGAAGUCUUUGACGUCUCCGCCCGUUCCCUCUCGUUUUCCACGCGUGACGCCUUCUCACAGCAAGCAAGCUCACCUGCCACACGCAUGCUGGAAACCACAGCGCACUCGCGCCAAGUCCUCAAGCUGACCUGUUUGCGGGGCCUAUAACGAGGGUUUAUUCGGUGCAAGCCCCGUACACCACGAAGGGCCAUGUCGACAUGGCGCCACAAUAUGUCGUGCUUUCUAGCGGCAUAAGCACAGAGGGA
Molecule: messenger RNA, 465 nt
Organism: Exserohilum turcica Et28A
Lineage: Eukaryota; Fungi; Ascomycota; Dothideomycetes; Pleosporales; Pleosporaceae
Exons: 1
Coding region: 125-367 (80 amino acids)
Source: RefSeq, a predicted model, not a curated record